Trifolium pratense (red clover) is the source of this 1256-nucleotide messenger RNA. RefSeq lists its product as uncharacterized. Bases 100 to 1056 code for a protein of 318 amino acids. The transcript is spliced from 2 exons. Lineage: Eukaryota; Viridiplantae; Streptophyta; Magnoliopsida; Fabales; Fabaceae. The record is from RefSeq and is a predicted model, not a curated record.
UAUAGGCAACAAACUAUAUUGAUCGGGUAGUUUAAAUAUUAUAUUGCAAAAUAUUAGUUUGCUUGUAAUUAUUUAUGAUUUUUGAAAUAUAUUACAGUUAUGGCUUCUAAAGAAAGUCAUCCAUGUAAAUCUGAAAAUUUUGAAAAAGCAAAGUGGAACAUUCCAUUGGAUACCAAAAUAUUACUAGACCUUUGUAUGGAUGAAAUCCGUAAAUGUGGAAAGCCAGGAACUGGUUUUAAGCAUAAGAAAUGGGAAGAAAUACGCGAAGAAUUCAAUAAACGUGCUAAUAGAAAAUAUAACCAAAAGCAGUUGAGAAAUAGAAUGGAUACUUUGAGAACGGAUUGGACCACCUGGAAACAAUUAAUUGGUAAAGAAACAGGUUUGGGCUGGAAUCACGCGACAGGAAAUAUUGAUGCUGAUCCUUCAUGGUGGGAGGCUAAGAUAAGGGAGAAUGUAAAAUAUGCAAAAUUUCGCUAUCAAGGUUUAGAAUUUCGUGAUGAAAUGGAAUUCAUAUUCGGGGAGGCAGUGGCAACAAGUCAAUACCAAUGGACACCGGCUUUGGGUGUUCCAUCUGAAUCUAAUAUCAAUAAUACAACGACAAAUGUGCCACAUGAAAUUAUUGAAUCUGAUGAUAGUGGAUAUAAUGAUGAAGACCUUACCCUUGUGGAAAAUACUCAAUUCAAAAAGAAAAGAAAGAUUGUGUCAAAUAUGGGAGAAAAGGCAGCAAAGGGUAAGGCAAAGGUUGGGACAGCAUCAGCAAUGAGAAAAACAUUUGAGCGAUUAGUUGAAGCAGCCGAAGAUCAUAAUGAUGUUGAAAAGGCUGGAAUUGCUGCUACAUCUCAUGUCCAUGGCCAAUACUCUAUUCCAGAUUGUGUUAAAUUAUUGAAAAAAGCAAAGGAUGAAGGUUUUUUGAAUAGUCAACAAUUUAGUUAUGCUUUAGAAAUGCUUAAAGAUGAACAAAAUAGAGUCUUGCUAAUAUCCUUAAAAGAAUCUAAGGAUGAUUUGGUAGAGUGGAUUCUAUACAAGUAUGCUGAAAAGAAAUCAUCCAAUAAUUAGCUUAAGCUUGAGAUUUAUGCUUUAGGUUUAGACCUUGCUUUAUGCUUUAUCCAAUAAUUAGCUUAAGCUUGAGAUUUAUGCUUUAGGUUUAGAUCUUGCUUUAUGUUUUAUCCAAUAAUUAGCUUAAGCUUAAGCUUCGAAUUAAUUUGUUAUUUUAUUUUGUGGUACUUUUGUUGAGAUUUUGCAUUACUAUUUAUGCA